GCGUCCGGAGGCGCAGAUUCGCGACCAGCCGCUCUGUGGCGAAUGUGCGGCGCGGGGCGGGGCGGGGGCAGUGUCGUCAUGGCCGCGGGCACGGCGCGGCCGGCGCGGAGGAGCAAGAAAGUUGUUGAUUAUUCGGAAUUUGGUGAAGAUGAUGAUGAAGACUUUGCAUGUAUAGCUGCACCUUUAAGCAAAAAAUCCAGAACACAGCUGAAGGAACCAAAGAAGGAGAAAAAAGAGAAGCAAAAAAUAACACACAAAGAAUUAACUCCAUCACAAAAGCAGGCACCUAGUAAAAGAAUAUCCUUGGAUGACAAACUCUAUCAAAGGGAUCUGGAAGUUGCCUUAGCCUUAUCUGUCAAAGAAAAACCAACAAAUAUCCUUGAGGUGCAAAAUUCAGAAGAACAAGGUAAGAAUAUUGAAUCAGAAAAUAGGAGACCUGUUUUUACCAACUGCAGCGUAGACAGUGAACUUUUAGGUCUUGAUCAGGUUCUACAUGAUGACAUGCCUAGAAGUGGCUGUAGGCAAAGGACGGCAGCAUCUAAAGCUCUGUCACAUCAGAAGAAGUCACUGACCAUUGACAGUGAUGACAGAGAGCACGUUACUGACUCUGAGCCAGAGUCUGUACCAGAUGAGGAAUCAGAAGAAGAUUCAGAUUAUAAUGAAGGUGAUGAUGAAGACUUUGCUAUGGAAAAAAAGAAAGCCAAAGGAAAUAAAAAAGAAACCAAACAAAAGAGGCAGGCUGAAAAAGAAAAGAAGACUCCCACAUCCAAGAUUAAUACUACUGUAUCGCCUGUAGUUUCUCCUUCACUGGUAAUGGAACUAAAAUCUGAGCCAACACAGAUGUCCAGUUCUUCAGAACCAAUUGGAAGGCCUUUACAUGCAUCAAGUCCUGUAACAGAGAAGAAGCCUAAAUGGAUACCACCAGCUGCAUCGGGAAGCACUAGUAACAUUGGGAAAUAUGCUUUGGUUAAGUCACCUACUCAUGGUCUUAGACUUGGCCUCUCCAGACUAGCAAGAGUCAAACCACUGCAUCCCAGCGCUACCAGCAGUUAACUGGUCAUUGACAAGGUAUCCUGUGAAGGACUGUGUUUAGAAAAGACUUUGGAAAGCAUUUUGCUUAUAAGUAGAGCGUAGAAAACCAGCGGACAGCAAAAGCUUCAUGGCAUCAUCUGCUUUGCGGGACAGUUGUUAUGUACGUUUCUAAUACUGCAGAGUUUUUAUUCUGUAAAAUGCUAGGCAUCCCUAACUGCUAUUGAAUAAUAAUAUUUUUUAACCAAGGUGACAUCUGGUCACUAGUUCUUUUAUGGGUUAUACUCUGAGAUAGGGGUUUAUAAUAAUUGUCAUUCUCUGAUACCUGAACAUGCCAUUAAAAUAGUCAGAAAUA
Cygnus atratus (black swan) is the source of this 1384-nucleotide messenger RNA. It is a transcript of the gene RAD51AP1, whose product is annotated as RAD51 associated protein 1. Lineage: Eukaryota; Metazoa; Chordata; Aves; Anseriformes; Anatidae. The record is from RefSeq and is a predicted model, not a curated record. Gene Ontology annotation, biological process: interstrand cross-link repair; double-strand break repair via homologous recombination. Gene Ontology annotation, molecular function: double-stranded DNA binding; single-stranded DNA binding. The coding region runs from base 43 to 1053 and encodes 336 amino acids. The transcript is spliced from 9 exons.